CGGCGGAUUGUGGGAAGCGGUAGCGCGUUUUCCACGGACGGUUUUUGUCGCAGCUCUCGGUGGAAAUGGACGCGGGGUUUUUCCGCGGAACGAGCGCGGAGCAAGAUAAUCGCUUCAGCAACAAACACAAGAAGUUGCUGAAGCAGCUGAAGUUUGCAGAAUGCCUGGAGAAAAAGGUGGAUAUGACCAAGGUAAACUUGGAGGUCAUCAAGCCUUGGAUCACCCAGCGAGUGACGGAGAUCCUUGGCUUCGAGGACGACGUCGUCAUCGAGUUCGUUUUCAACCAGCUAGAGGAGAAGAAUCCAGAUGGUAAGAUGAUGCAGAUCAACUUGACCGGUUUUCUGAACGGAAAGAACGCUCGAGAGUUCAUGAAGGACCUCUGGCCUCUGCUGCUUAGUGCCCAAGAGAACAUUGCCGGCAUCCCAUCUGCCUUCCUGGAGCAGAAGAAGGAGGAGAUCAAGCAGAGACAGAUUGAACAGGAAAAGCUGGCCUCUUUGAAGAAGAUGGACGAAGAUAAAAAGGAGAAGGAGAGCAAAGAGAGGUCUAAGAGCCCUAAAAGGAGGAAGUCUCGCUCCCCAGCAAAGCGAGAGAGGAAGCGCAGUCACUCACGUUCCCCUCGUCGUAAACCCAGCCCUGUCGCCUCGCCCCCUCCAAGCCCGCCAAAUCACAAAGAUGAACCUCAGCCAGAGCCUGACCAAUCAGAGCGCUCUAAGGCAGAACCUCUGAUUCAGGAGGCUUCCUCUACCAGUGACCUUGUAGGUGAGGUGAAGCCGGAUUCAGUGUCCGAGACCACAAAGGAUGCGUCUCCGGAGAAAACCGCGAAAACAGAAGAAAAGCUGAAAGCACGAGACAGGGACCGGGAGAAGGAUGGACGACGAGAUCGCCCACGCCACCGCUCCCGGUCUCGUUCACCACGAUCCCGACGACGACACAGGUCUCGCUCCAGGUCAUAUUCCCCACGACGCAAACCAAGCCCGCGGAGGCGCAUGUCCCCCAGGCGCAGGAGCCCUCCUAGGCGGCCCCCUCCCCCCAGACACAGACGUAGCCGCUCGCCUGCACGCAGGCGGCGCUCUCGUUCUCGGUCAUCCUCGGGCAGCUCCUCUUCACGCUCACCCCAUAAGAGACCAGCAAAAAGGGGAUCAGUCACACCGCCCAGAAAACAGCCGCGCCACCCUGAGCCAUCUUCGAGCCCGUCCAGAAGACGCCGCAGCCCUGCCGGCCCUGACACCAGUCCGUCAGGUUCAAAGCGCCGUGCUGGUGGACGAAAUGAGUCGCCAUCUCCUGCUCCCAAACCCAGACGAUCAGACAUAUCUGAAUCCGAGGAGGAUAAGGUGGGGAAGGGGGCUGCGGCCGAUUCUGUCCAGCAGCGACGGCAGUAUCGCAGGCAGAAUCAGCAGUCAUCUUCAGAGACGGGAUCAUCCUCAUCGUCUUCGGAGGAUGAAGGACCCAAGAGGCAGGGCAGAGGGCCAGCAGCCCGAAAUGGUGAGAUCAGGAGGAGGAGGAGCCACUCGCCAGCAUCACCUAGGAGACGACACAGAGAUCCAUCCCCAAGAAAGAGACGAUCUCCAUCGCCUCGGCGUCAUCGCUCCCCUUCCCCAGCCAGACGGCGCAGAUCUCCAUCCCCUCCUCCCAGACGCAGAUCUCCCUCACCCCCUCCUCCUCGUCGGCGCUCCCCAUCCCCGAGGCGCUACUCACCCCCCAUACAGCGCCGUUACAGCCCCUCUCCCCUCCCAUCCCAGAAGAGACGGCCCUCCACCUCACCUCCCUCCAAACGACGGCCCUCACGCUCCCCCAAACGCGGUCGUGGUGGCGGUAGCCCGGGGAAGAGGCGGAGCCCACCCUCCUCGGCCUCCCCUCCUCCCCGCCACCGCCGGAGCCCUCUGCUUCCCCCUGCUGCUCGUCAGGGCAGGGACUCGCGCUCUUCUCCAGCUCAGGGCCGCACAGCCCGAGGCUCAGCCAGCCCACAGGCCAGAUAUCCACCCUCUAGCUCUUCUCCACAGAGACGGCAGCAGUCUCCCGCUCGUAACAGACCCAUCCGCCGGGUGUCCCGCACGCCAGAGCCACGCAAAACACAAAGAAGCUCUCCGAGCCCCCGGCCAGUGAGGAGACCUGCAUCUCGUUCACGCUCCGCCUCUCCCCCUCCAUUCCCAGCAGCCUCAGCAGCUGCUUCUGGAGCCCAGAAACGCCCAGCUCCUGCCUCUGCGUCCCCCUCUCCCUCUCCCACCCGCUCAGCGAGUGGCUCCCCCCCACCUCCAGCGAAGAAGGCCAGCAGCGCCUCUCCGAGCCCCUCCCCUAACAAGAACUCUGACGUAGAAGGCGGAAAGAAAAAGAAGAAGAAGAAGGAGAAGAAACACAAGAAAGAGAAAAAACACAAGAAGCACAAGAAGCAUAAGAAGGAGAAGGGAGCUGCAGGACCGGCAGGCGAAGGGCAGGAAAACGUCCGUAUUGAGGGAGACCCUGAUUCUGAUCAGAAAAAGGAAUCAGAGAGUGAAGUAGAGGACAGUCUGGAUGACCUGGAGAAGCACCUGAGAGAGAAAGCCCUGCGCUCCAUGAGGAAAGCCCAGAUGUCCCCAUCCCAGUCCUGAGAACCUUUCCCCCUUUCCUAGUUUUAAACCAUUUGAUGUUGGUUUUGCUUUAGAAUGUACAAAUUGUUCAAAUUUCUUCUAGAAUUAUGAGGUUGUUUUUUUUUUUUUCUUUAGUUUUUUUUGAUGAAUGUUUUUUUCUU
Messenger RNA from Colossoma macropomum (tambaqui), 2725 nucleotides. RefSeq names its product serine/arginine repetitive matrix 1 (gene srrm1). The record is from RefSeq and is a predicted model, not a curated record. Gene Ontology annotation, molecular function: RNA binding. Bases 66 to 2585 code for a protein of 839 amino acids. Lineage: Eukaryota; Metazoa; Chordata; Actinopteri; Characiformes; Serrasalmidae. Gene Ontology annotation, biological process: regulation of mRNA splicing, via spliceosome; mRNA processing. The transcript is spliced from 17 exons. Gene Ontology annotation, cellular component: spliceosomal complex.